GGCAAGAGAAACGACUGUAGUUUCUCUCUCUGUUGAUUCAGAAAGUGAUGACAAGUCUGCUGUAUCAUCUAAGGUAGUUUUUGCACUCGUUUUAAUCAUUGUCAGUGUGAAAGUAUACUAAUUUUAGUAGUAACAAAUGACUAAUACAUAUAUAUUAUGAUUGCAGGCAAGACAACCACCACAGCCCCUUGAAUUAUGCUUCAAGAGCACAGAGUUCACGAAGACUUGCAAGAUUCAAACCAAGUGCCUUGUGAAGAAUACAGUGGACGUGAUUAAGAAGCUUAAGGAGGAGGUUAAAUGGUUCACAACCCAUCCUCAAUUUCGUCACUUCUUCCACAUGCCUGAUGAACAAUACCUGAAGCUCCAAGGAAUGUGGAUGUUACUCUUGCGCACCAUUUCGACUGAAGAAUAAGAUGUUGCAUGGUUUGGUGUGAAUGGUGUUCCCAUCCGCUAUUCUAUGAGGGAGCAUGCCAUCAUCUCGGGCUUAGACUGCCAUGAGUAUCCGAGGAAAUAUUUGAAGCUCGGGAGUACGAAGUUUGUGGAUUAUUACUUUGGUGGACUAAAGAAGAUCACCAUAACAGAUGUGGAGCACAAGCUGUUGUCUAUGAAGACGCCAUGCAAUGAUAGAUUGAAGAUGGCUGUCUUGUUCUUCCUUGGUCGGGUUAUCAGAGGACAUGCAAAGGAUUGCGGACCAGUAUACCCGUUCAUCUUAAGGAUCGUGGAAGAUUUGGAUGUUUGCAGAACAUUUCCAUGGGGUCGUUUGACAUUUGAAGAUGCAAUAAAGAACAUCAAGCAUAUGAUGGAGCUUCUGAAGGGUGAAGUGCACUCGGCAUGCGGCUUUCCUGGAUUCAUAAUUCCAUUAGAGGUAAAGCAUACAAUUUAGUCAAAUAUGAGUUGUUUUAUAACUGUAAAUCUGAUAGCGCUACAAUAUUUCUGUAGAUUUUGGCUUUUGAAUGUAUUCCUAAGCUGGGGAAAACAUUUAGACUAUCUACAGACACACCUUCUGAAGAUUGUCCUAGGAUGUGCAAGAGCCGGUUUACAAAGAGUAGCAUGAAGGGCUAUCCUUUGGAAGAUAUAUAUGCUGCACUUGGACACACAAAGGUUAUUAACAGUGUGUUGGUGCCAACUGUGGGUGAGGAAAUCAUGCUGGCUCGUAUAAUUGAUGAGGAGCGAGAGUAUCAUUGUGAGGGAAGCACAAGUGAUACUUGGAACCACUGGCUAAAUGUGAAGCAGAAGAAGAUAUUUUGGAAAGAGCUAUACGACUUAGAUGUUGCUGCACGAGUGUUUAAGAAGAAGAAGGACAAAGAAAAGGUGACGUUUUUAGAAGAUUCGUCUUCUAAAUCUGGGUUGGAGAGCUUGAAAGCUCUGGAAGAAAAGAUUUUGGGGGCCAUGAGUGAAGGGUUUUCUGGUCUUAAAUCAGUGGUGGAGGCAAAGCUGGGUGAUAUGGAUGUGAGGAUGAGUAAAUUUGAAAAGAACCAGCGACAACUUAAAAGAAGGGCUAAGAAAAUAGAAGAAAAGCUGACUUCUAUUGAGAGCAACAAAAAUGAGGAGAGGAACUAUGGUGAAGAUAUGGAUUUUGGAUGGGAUGAUAGAGAUUAUGGUAGAGCUGAAGGGAAGGAAAACAGUGAGAAGGCUAAGGAAGACAAGGAAAACAGUGAGUCUGGCGAGGAAAAGGAUGUGGUCUCGGGUGGGGAAAACAGUAAGGAUGGUGAGAAAGACAAGGGAAACGUGGAGGAAGAAGAAGAGAAGGAGAACGAGGCUGAUAAAACAGAGCUGGGAACUAGAGAAAAAGAUGAGGUCUCUGAAGAAGAUUACGAUACUGAGGAAGAGGCUGAGAAGAGGAGAGUAGAGGCGGAUGCGUUAUGGAAGAGUAUUCUUUCUGAAGAGACUGAGUAUCUAGAGAAAGAGGCUGAGAAAGUUGCCAAGGGAACUCCUACACCACCACGUGGUAGACCGAAGAGAUUGGCCGCGAGAAAAAUAGUACUUACACCACCAGAGGAGUUUUUAAGAGGACCAACGGUAACUGCGCCAUCACCUAUCGAGACUGAAAAAGAGGCUGAGACAGUUAUCGAGGAAGAGGGUGAGGAGAUGGCAGUUGAAGCCGAAGAAAGUGACGAGGAGAGUCUCAAAGAAAAAAAUGCUGAAGAAAUGGUGGAGGAAGAAGAAGGUGUGGAGGAGAGUCCCACCGAGAAAAUAGCUGAAGAAAUGGUGGAGGAAGAAGAAGGUGUGGAGGAGAGUCCCACCGAGAAAAUAGCUGAAGAAAUGGUGGAGGAAGAAGAAGGUGUGGAGGAGAGUCCCACCGAAAAAAUUGCUGAAGAAAUGGUGGAGAAAAAGAAGCUGUGGAGGAGAGUCCCACCGAAAAAAAUGCUGAAGAAAUGGUGGAAGAAGAAGCUGAGGAAGCAGAGGAAGCAGAGGAUGCUAUGGAAGCAGAGGAAGCUGAGGAAGCAGAGGAAGAGGCGGAUAAAGUGGUUGAGAAAGAGGCUGAGACAGUUGUCGAGAAAGAGGGUGAUAAAUACACUGAUGAAGAAAAGCAAAUGUGGGCCUUGGUCGUUUACAAGGCUAGUGAGGAGAUGGCGGAUGGGACCACUGAGGUGAGGAGAGAUGGAACCAAUGAGGUGAGGACAGGGUUCAAGCUUAGGUGCAAACAGAAGAUAAUGAUGUAUGGCAAACCAAGGGGGAAGAAAAAACCUCAGCGGCCCCAGAGUCAAGAAUCAGCACCUGUGAUUGCACGUACGCCAAGGGAGAAGAGAAAACCUCAGCGGCUGCAGAGUCCCUACACGCAGGUGAAGACAGAAGACAUUGACGGGCCUAAGAAGAAGCGUAAAACAAAGGUUAAGUAGGCGUCUGAAAAUUAUUUAUGUAUUUGAAGUCUUUAAAACUUGGUAGGAUGCUUUUGGAUGUAAUAUGCUUUUGGGUGUUUAAACUUGGUUGUGGUAUGCUUUUGGAUGUUUAAACUUGGUUGUAUAAUGUGUUUUGGAUGUUAAAAAACAGGUUUGGAAACUGUUUUCAA
Brassica rapa (field mustard) is the source of this 3010-nucleotide messenger RNA. Its product is annotated as golgin subfamily A member 6-like protein 6. The record is from RefSeq and is a predicted model, not a curated record. NCBI's taxonomy places the organism in Eukaryota, Viridiplantae, Streptophyta, Magnoliopsida, Brassicales, Brassicaceae.